This is a messenger RNA of Strongylus vulgaris, 921 nucleotides long. The record is from the annotation of a GenBank genome assembly. Lineage: Eukaryota; Metazoa; Nematoda; Chromadorea; Rhabditida; Strongylidae.
UUGAUAGGUUCUCGCGGUCCAGGUAAACGCCAAAUCAAACCAACAGCCGCUGUGCUUGAUUUGGUUUUGCCCAACAACGAAGAUGAGGAAGAUGAUGAGGAUUUCGUAGCUGACAACGAAAACGAAUCAAACGAGGGCUCAGAUUCUGAAGAGAGUGAUUCGGAAGAUUCUGAAGAUACCUCAAGCAGUUUAUUAUCACUCUCCGGCGAUAACAAGAAUAGUUUGGAAAAGCAUUUUGGGAACUCUGCAUCUAUCCAUGGAUUGGUUGACGACGGUAAAGAGCAUGCAUGCGAUAGGGUGAAAAUUUGCUCAUCUCGCCCUUCACCUUGGGACAGGAGGCAGGCUGACCCUUCACCAAGGGCUAGAUGUGGUCUGACUGUUCAUGAUUCUUGUUAUAUGUCAUUAGACGUGAGCGAGGACAAUGACAGCACACAGUCUAGUUCAUCUACGGAGCCUUGGUUUUGCGAGCCAUGUGUGUAUGGAUACAAUGAGCCUCCGUACUGCGAGCUAUGUCCUUCUAGAUAUGGCGCCAUGAAAAGAUCAGACGUCGGUGGUCGAUGGGUGCACCUUAUCUGUGCAUUGUACACUCGGGGAAUUACGUUCGGUGAUAUAGACCAUUUGACAGCAAUCAGCUGGCAGGAAAUGGAUCAUCGUAAUUUUGGAAGAAAAGUGAGCUGCAACGGCUGCACAGAUAUUCUAGAAGCACGCUCUGGUGUGGCUACGCGAUGUGAACUAGGGAUGUGUAAGCAGCAUUACCACGCAACUUGUGCUCAAAGGUUGGGUCUUCUAGUGGAUCACAGCGAAGGUUUUGAUCCCCAUCAUUCACCAAGAUGUGGUGACAAUCAAGGUGUAGAACCUAGAUAUAUAAACUGCAGACAGCAUUCAAAUCCCGAUGAAGUACAACUGAAAAGAGCUGCGUGA